AUGGCUGGCUUAUCGAUGCGGAACAUCACAUGCGAUUAUUACAUGGAACGGCCAAACGGUUUCAACAGACCAAAGUUGCAUGCAACUGCUGGCGCACGAGUACCAAUCAUACGUCAGAAAUGUUGUGUAAAUGUUCACGGUGUCUUUCCAUAUAUCAUUGUGCGUACAGGCACACAUUUUACGCCUGAAUUUGCAAGAACUUUACGUGCUCGAUUUGUCAGGAUCGUCAUGGAAAAUAACCGACGACAUCGAUUCAACCCGGAUUUCGCCAUCUACGAGAUACGACCACUGCUUGCGAAGUCGCUCUAUGGCUACCAUAAAAACAAUGAGAAUUUUGUACAAAUACUCUUUUAUAAUCCGUUUUAUCUAAAAAUAGCUGCGGAUUGUUUACAAAUGGAAGUGAGGAAGAAUGCCAUCUUUCAAGUGUAUGAAUCCCAUGUACCAUACAUCCUGCAGUUCUUCAUCGAUCACUCAAUCUUUGGCAUGGAUUUGGUUCAUUUUGAUACCGUCAAAUUCCGUGUCCAUCCGCAACGAAAUUUCAACGCAAUCUCACUUGUAUUUUGUAGUAUGGAGCUUCUUUCACCACUUCUACCAUCAAGCACUGUUGCGGUUGAAUGUGAUGUUUGGGCAACCGAUAUCAGUAAUGCGUUGCUACAUUCAGUUGCUGAAAUAUCACCAAAUCCAGGAUUAAAUUAUAUCUGGAAAGACGAGCAACGACGUUGCCAGAAAAAAGGAGAAGAACUGGUCUAUGAAUCAUCACAAGAAGAAAGGCCAGCUACAGUGAAUGAAAAAGAAUACGAUUAUUUGCGACGUCUGCGUACAUUUGCAAGAAGUAUCGAUCCUACUCUUUGCUCGGCCACACUGGAUUCCUCACCUGCUCCUGAUGACAGUAGCAGCGUUGUCCGUGAUGAUGCAUCCGACCACCGUCUUUUUGAAACAGCCGAUGCGAAUAUCUUCGACCGGCAACUGUUUUUGGAUGAUAUCAUAGAUGAAGAUUUCCUGGAUGAUAUUGAUGAUGAGAACGAGCAAGAAUGCCCGGAG
Gongylonema pulchrum is the source of this 1041-nucleotide messenger RNA. Lineage: Eukaryota; Metazoa; Nematoda; Chromadorea; Rhabditida; Gongylonematidae. The record is from the annotation of a GenBank genome assembly.